Molecule: messenger RNA, 711 nt
Organism: Vanessa atalanta (red admiral)
Lineage: Eukaryota; Metazoa; Arthropoda; Insecta; Lepidoptera; Nymphalidae
Gene: Lamtor2
Product: ragulator complex protein LAMTOR2 homolog
Exons: 2
Coding region: 83-463 (126 amino acids)
Biological process (GO): positive regulation of TOR signaling; cellular response to amino acid stimulus
Cellular component (GO): Ragulator complex
Molecular function (GO): guanyl-nucleotide exchange factor activity; molecular adaptor activity
Source: RefSeq, a predicted model, not a curated record
UGUCAUAAAUAAGGAUCGUGAUUAUUUUGUCAAUAAAGACUUAGUUGCUUCUACCACUAAAUCUUUAUAUAUUUCGUCCAAAAUGUUAAAACCAAAAGCAUUGACUCAAGUAUUAAGUCAGGCAAAUACAGGAGGCGUCGAAAAUACUUUAUUAUUAAAUCAUCAAGGUGCACUAUUAGCAUAUUCUGGAUACAAUGAUAAAGAUGCAAGAGUUACCGCUGCAAUCGCUAGUAAUGUUUGGUCUGCAUAUGAAAAACAUGGUAGAAAUGUCUUCAAAGAAGACAAGUUACAUUUGAUUUUAGUUGAUUGCCUAAACGGUAAAAUAGCAGUUACUCAAGUUGCUAACCUGCUCUUAUGUCUAUAUGCCAAAGAAUCUGUAGGUUUUGGAAUUUUAAAAGAAAAAAUAAAUGCAAUUGCUCAGUAUUUGGAAGGACCUUUAAAGCAAGUUGCUAGUUCACAAUAAUAACAUUUUAAAUAUUAUUCUCUUUACAUACUGUAAAAUAAACCUUUUAAGCAAAUUUAAAUAAACCUUGUAAAUUGUAUUUAAAAGUAUGGGAUUUAUAAGAUCUUCUUAGAUCUGAUACAUUAUCAUAAAAUAUGUUAUGUAUGUAAAGGGCUUUUCAAACCUAACAUAAUUUUUUGCAAUCUUGUAUAUUGUAUUGUUACUAAUAAUUAUCAUAGUUUUCUAUUAAAGUAUUCUUAAUUAAAUUA